AUGAGGCAAACCAUUAUAGCCUGGAGAGAUUUGACCUUUUUCCGUCCACAACCACUCUUUAAGAAGUUUUCCGCUAAUGAAUCAUCACCUAUUCUAAACAAUUUAAAUGGCUCUUUUGCUUUUGGCACACUGAACGCCAUUAUGGGUGUGAGUGGUGCAGGAAAAACUACCUUUCUUCGAAUCCUCAACGGUCAGCAUCACAAUCAAUUGAGUGAAAACAGUCAGUUGUUUCUCAGUAAUCUCUGUCCGAUUUCUACGGUUUUCAUUACACAAGACGUAUCUAAUCAUCUGAUGAAAGGACUAACGGCAAAACAGAUGUUGAUUUAUGCCUCAAAACUAAAAAAUGUUAAUCAUCAAAAUGUGGACCACGAAUCGAUUGCGCUGAAACUGCUUGAUGAGCUAAAUUUAGCCGAUACUAUUGAUACAAAAGUAGAAAACUUGUCUGGUGGCGAAUGCAAAAGACUGGCAACAG
This is a messenger RNA of Rhagoletis zephyria (snowberry fruit fly), 472 nucleotides long. Lineage: Eukaryota; Metazoa; Arthropoda; Insecta; Diptera; Tephritidae. The record is from RefSeq and is a predicted model, not a curated record.